Messenger RNA from Electrophorus electricus (electric eel), 1188 nucleotides. RefSeq names its product SIX homeobox 9 (gene six9). Gene Ontology annotation, molecular function: RNA polymerase II cis-regulatory region sequence-specific DNA binding; DNA-binding transcription factor activity, RNA polymerase II-specific. The record is from RefSeq and is a predicted model, not a curated record. Lineage: Eukaryota; Metazoa; Chordata; Actinopteri; Gymnotiformes; Gymnotidae. Gene Ontology annotation, cellular component: nucleus; transcription regulator complex. Gene Ontology annotation, biological process: regulation of transcription by RNA polymerase II; regulation of skeletal muscle cell proliferation; skeletal muscle fiber development.
GCAAAGUGUGUGUCAGUACAUGUCAGUGUUUUUGUAACCCUCAUGGUCUCCGGUUACCCAAAUGUACCUGAGUGGGUGGAUCUUUUCAGGUGAGUACAGGUACAAGUGUGUGCAGUCUCACAUGCUGGGGCUUACUCUCAGCUUCUCAGCCACCCAGCAAUUCGACAGUACAGCAGCACUAAGGAUUACCAUAUGAAGAUAUGAGACAUCUUUCACAUGAGAGGGGGAACUAUUCUACUGAGAACAGAUCCUAAAGAAGAUUCAGACUCCUGCACAUCUCUGCUAUGACCAUGGCUAUGGGCUUUUCCCAAGACCAAGUGGCGUGCGUGUGUGAGGUUCUGCUACAGGGUGGCUGCAUGGAGCGUCUGACUGCCUUCCUGUGCUCUUUACCCUUCACCUCUUCCUCGUACCCUGGCCUGCAGCCGGGCGCAGAGAGCGUCCUGAAGGCACGGGCGGCCGUUGCCUUCCAUCAGGGCCGCUUUGCUGAGCUUUACGCCCUUAUCGAGGGGAGCACGUUCUCCCUUCGCAGUCACUCGCUCCUCCAGCAGCUCUGGCUCCGAGCGCACUACCUGGAGGCGGAGUUGCAGCGAGGGCGCCCUCUAGGGGCGGUGGGCAAGUACCGCGUGCGCCGUAAAUUCCCUCUGCCUAGGACGAUCUGGGACGGAGAGGAGACGAGCUAUUGCUUUAAGGAGAGGUCUCGCUGUGUCCUGAGAGAGUGGUACUGCCAGAAGCCGUAUCCAUCGCCGCGUGAGAAGCGGGACCUGGCUGCAGCUACGGGUCUCACUGCCACUCAGGUCAGCAACUGGUUCAAGAACCGGCGGCAGCGAGACAGAGCAGCCCAGAGCCGUGAAGGACAAACAGAGGAUUGCCCGCCACAGCAGUCAUUGUGCUACGACGGAACAUUGAGGGGUACAUUCCAGAGUUCUGAAGAUGACCUUUCACCUCCAGUGAGCCCCAGCUCCUUCCUCCCCUGUUUGCAGCUGUCCUGUGCUCAGCCACCUCCCCUCAGGCACCUGGGGCCUGGGCACUACUACCGGUACUGAGGGGGGAGGGCCUGAGCGGCACUGCACACCGGCCGCACUUGAGCCUGUUCCAAAAUCUGGAGUAUGAACACGGACAGCUACUGCCACCUAGUGACAGAAAAGCGCUUCAUCAAGCGACUUUUGUGGGAUAUAUUCUACAUGGAGA